Molecule: messenger RNA, 3987 nt
Organism: Aphanomyces astaci
Lineage: Eukaryota; Oomycota; Saprolegniomycetes; Saprolegniales; Verrucalvaceae
Exons: 3
Coding region: 84-3608 (1174 amino acids)
Biological process (GO): DNA-templated transcription
Cellular component (GO): RNA polymerase III complex
Molecular function (GO): ribonucleoside binding; DNA binding; DNA-directed RNA polymerase activity
Source: RefSeq, a predicted model, not a curated record
CUAGCUUGACCUUCUUCGCCACAGUCGGAUAGAUCCACUCCGCGAACUCGUUCGAGAGCCAAGCAGUCCCGCGCAGUCACAUCAUGGCCCGGACAAAGCCGAAGCCUCGAGGGGGCAACGUCGUCAAGGCUGAGCCGCAGGUUAAGAUAGAGCCAGCCAUCGUCCAGGCCGCGGCGCCGGCUGAUGACCAUGCAUUUCCAGCGGACGCUGCGCUUUCGCCAGAGGACCAAGCCAAGGAAGACGAGUUUGUCAAGAACAAGUGGCAACUGCUCCCGUACUUUCUGCAAUUGCGAGGCCUCGUCAAGCAGCACAUCGAUUCUUUCGACUACUUCACGGAAGUGGAUAUGAAGAAGAUUGUGCGCGCGCAAGCCAACUGCACGAUCCGCAGCGACCACGACCCCAAGUUCUUUUUGACGUACACAGACAUCAACAUUGGCACUCCAUCCAUCGACGAAGACGCGUACGUGACGACUGCCGUGACGCCGAACCAGUGCCGGUUGCGCGAUCGAACGUACUCGGCGCCCAUUUACGUGUCGGUCAAGUACCGGUUGGGGCCCAAGGUCGUGACCAAGAACAAGGUGCUUAUCGGACGCAUCCCCAUCAUGCUGCGCAGCGCCAAGUGCGUGCUUCGGGAAAAGGACGAAGCGGCGCUCGCGGCGCUCAAGGAGUGCCCGUACGACCCCGGUGGAUACUUUGUGGUCAAGGGCUCCGAAAAGGUGGUGCUAAUCCACGAGCAACUGUCUAAGAAUCGCGUAAUCCUGGAAGAAGACCCCAAGAAGAACGUGUGCGCGUCCAUCACGUCCUCCACGCAUGAGCGCAAGUCGCGCACCAACAUCUUCUUGAACAAGGGGCGCGUGUACCUAAAGUCCAACUCGUUCCUGGACGACCUCCCAAUUGUGGUGGUGCUACGGGGCAUGGGCUUGGUUAGCGACCAAGAGAUCGUGUCGCUGAUCGGGUGCGAGCCGGACGUGACCGACCACUUUGCCGCGUCGUUGGAAGAAGCGUCUGACUUGAAAGUGUUUACGCAGACCCAGGCGUUGAUGUACAUUGGCAACAAGCUCAAGAACCGCGGCGGCGGUGGCGGCGGUCAAAAAGUCGCGGACGCGGCGCUCGAUGCGCUCGUGAUGGUGCUCAAUCACAUCCCGUGCGAAGACUUUAACUUUCGGAUGAAGUGCAUCUAUGUCGCCCACAUUGUGCGCCGCGUGCUUUUGACCGACAAGGAUCGGUCGCGCCUCGAUGACAAGGACUACUACGGCAACAAGCGCUUGGAACUGGCGGGGCAGCUGCUUUCGCUCUUGUUUGAAGACCUCUUCAAGCGGUUCAACAGCGACCUCAAGCGCCAGGCAGACCUGGUACUGAAUAAGCCCAACCGCGCCGCCGUCUUUGAUAUCAUCAAGUGCAUCCGCACAGACACCAUCACAUACGGAUUCAUCCACUGCCUCUCCACGGGCAACUGGACGCUCAAGCGGUUCCGCAUGGACCGAUCGGGGGUCACCCACGUCCUCUCGCGGCUGAGCUUCAUGUCCGCGCUGGGCAUGAUGACGCGCAUCAGCAGUCAGUUUGAAAAGACACGCAAGGUGUCGGGGCCGCGGUCGCUGCAGCCGUCGCAAUGGGGCAUGCUCUGUCCAGCCGACACGCCCGAAGGCGAAGCGUGCGGGCUGGUCAAGAACCUCGCGCUGUUGUGCCACGUCACGAGCGACGAAGAGCCCGAGCCGAUCCGUCGGCUAUGCUUUGACUUGGGCGUGAACGACGUAUGUCUUUCGUCGGGGGAGGAGAUCAACCACCCCACGACCUACCUCGUCAUGCUCAACGGCAUCAUCAUUGGCACCCACGUCAACCCCAAGGGGUUUGUGAGUCGGCUGCGCCGCAUCCGCCGCGCGGGCCUCCUCGGCGAGUUCGUGUCGGUCAUGCUGCACGACGUCCAGCGCGUCGUGUACAUUGCGUCGGACGGCGGGCGUGUGUGCCGGCCGCUGCUUCUCGUGGACGCGGCGACGCAAAAGCCACGCCUGACGCAGCGGCAGAUCACGGAGCUGCAGACCGGCGUCCGGACCAUCAGCUCGCUCAUCCAGGAAGGAGUCGUCGAGUACGUGGACGUGAACGAAGAGAACAACUGCCUUGUGGCGCUCCAUGAGCGGGAUAUUGACGUGAAGACGACUCACUUGGAGAUUGACCCCGUGACGAUUCUCGGGGUCGUGUCCGGCUUGAUCCCGUACCCCCACCACAACCAGAGUCCGCGCAACACGUACCAGUGCGCGAUGGGGAAGCAGGCGAUCGGCACCAUCGGCAUGAACCAGUACGAACGCAUCGACACGCUGCUGUACACGAUGGUGUACCCGCAGGCGCCGAUGGUCAAGACGCGGGUGCUGGAUCUGGUGAAUUUCGACCAAGUGCCAGCUGGUCAGAAUGCCACCGUGGCCGUGAUGAGCUACAGCGGGUACGACAUUGAAGAUGCCAUCGUGCUCAACAAGGCGAGCUUGGACCGCGGGUUUGGCCGGUGCAUGGUCUUUAAAAAGUACCAGACUGUGGUCAAGCGCUACCCCAACAACACGUUCGACCGCAUCGUGGGCCCCCCCGACUUUGAGGGCACGGGGUUCGCGUCCUCGUUCCGCAACCAGCGCUACGCGUCGCUGGACGCCGACGGCAUUUGCCGCGUGGGCGGCCAAGUCGUCAGCGGCGGCGUCAUGGUCAACAAAGAGUCGCCUGCCAACGUCGACAUCAACAUCACGAGCGACGUCCAGGACGUGAGCUACUCGCCGUCCCCCGUCUCAUAUAAGAACUCGACCCCGGGAUACAUUGACAAGGUCAUGCUCACGUCCUCCGAGUCCGACCAGUUUCUAAUCAAGGUGCUCGUACGCCAGACCAGACGGCCCGAAAUCGGCGACAAGUUUAGCAGUCGCCACGGCCAAAAGGGUGUCUGCGGCACCAUUCGCAACCAGGAAGACAUGCCGUUCAAUGAUAUUGGCAUGUGCCCCGACUUGAUCAUGAACCCCCACGGGUUUCCCAGUCGCAUGACAGUUGGCAAAAUGAUCGAGUUGGUGGCGGGCAAGGCGGGUGUGCUGAGCGGCCGACGGGCAUUCGGGACGGCGUUCGGCGAGGACUACGGCACCGCCGACCGCGUGCUCGACUGCUCCAAGGAGCUGGUGAGCCACGGCUUCAACUAUGCCGGCAAGGACUACCUCACGUCCGGCGUCACGGGCGAGCCCAUCUUGUGCUAUAUCUUCAUGGGGCCGAUCUACUACCAGAAGCUCAAGCAUAUGGUCAUGGACAAGAUGCACGCGCGCGCCAGAGGCCCCCGUGCCGUGCUGACGCGGCAGCCCACGGAAGGCCGCGCAAGGGACGGCGGACUGCGCCUCGGGGAGAUGGAGCGAGAUUGCUUGAUCGGGUACGGCGCGAGCAUGCUGCUGCUGGAGCGCUUGAUGCUGAGCUCAGAUGCGUUCACGGCCAACGUGUGCCAAGGCUGCCAAAUGCUCGGGUACGAAGGCUGGUGUCAGUACUGCAAGUCGGAAGAAAAGGUGGUCGACAUCCGCAUCCCGUACGCGUGCAAGUUGCUCUUCCAAGAGCUGCAAGCGAUGAACAUUGCCCCGCGGUUAACAUUGCAAGAGUAUUAAUAUACCAAUAUGGGAUGGAUGUCGCCCUAUAAUACACUAACUACCAAAGCGUGGCAUCAAACAGCCCCUGUGGAUGCAACAAUCGAUGUACUGUACACAGGUCGAUCGUGCAACCACCAUAGAAGCAAGCAUGUGACAAGGGGAAUGAUGAGUCUCCUCCACUCGGCCCCGAGUCGCCGGCAUACAGUAAUUAGUGACAGCACGACAGUAUGCUAGCCGAGAACAAGUGGUUGUUAGCAGUGCCAACCCCGCCACGCAGCCCCGUUGUACGGACACUACUGUACGUAUAUGGCGCCAGUGAUCCCGCGUCACAACGGGAUUGCAAGCUCAACCCACUCCACAUCAUGGCAUGAGUGUGGUAACGUCACCGCAACAUUGC